GGUUACCAAACAAAGCCUGCCUGGCAGGCCCCCCAAACCCCAUAGAAAUGGAGUGUGAUUUUUAAUGGGGCACUCGCCGGCCAACGCGAAUCGGCGGUGUUCGGACAUGGAGGACGGCCAGCUAUCGUCGUUCAUAAAAUCCGGCAUCUAUCGGUUUCGUGGCGCCAAUGCCUUCUUCAUCGAUCCGGUUCGUGUCUUAAACAGGUCUUAUACGAGGCAUAAGGUUUCACCGUCUGCUUAUUACUCUCGUUUCUUCGACUUCUCUGAGAAGCUCGAGGCUCCCGCAGAAUCGAGAAAGCGGAAGCGCAAAGAGAAGAAGCCAAUCUCCCUCAACGCACGGGAGAAAGUCGCCGAUCAAAGGCACCAGGAGGUCAGAUCGUUUUUGUUGAAAGCGCAUGAAGCUUUGCUGGGAGCCACUGAGCUCUUGAAAUUGGUGAGAAAUUUGAGGCCUGGUGAAUUCUCUGAUGAGGAACGUAGAGAAUUGACUCAGCAGAGCUGCGAGCUUUCAUUUGCAGAUAUUGGAUGUGUUUGGCAAGCUCCGCUUUAUGAAGUUGUUCUAAAUUAUCAGGAAGGCGAUGCCUUUAUUGAAAAUACAGGAUCUCCAUGUGGUCAACAUCUCAAGCAAGAUGUGAUCCCAAUCUUUGAUAAUCUCAUUGUGAAUAAAGGAAGUGGUGAUGUAGAGGCUGAAUUUUUGAACCAGAAUUAUAUUAUUCCCAAAGAGAGUUGUUUCUACAUGGUAAACGAUCAUUGGUUGUUAAGAUAAUAAGAUAUUAAACAUUUGCUGGCAAAGAAUGUUACCUAACGGCUAACGCAACUCCAUUUCCCGAAGUUGCUAGUAUGUAUCCUUCCCACCCUAACAAAAUCCUAUGUAAUCCUGAAUUAGCUCUUGGAGUAUCACCGUGGCCUUUUUAAUAUAGUUUUGUCGGAUUUGAAUUUUGUGAUUUUAAUCAUUUACUCUAUUUCCCCUGUUGGAUUGGCAGUCUGACGUGCAGAAAAUUCACAACUUGGUCCCUGCUGAUUCAGAGUCUGGAUUUAAUAUUAUAGUCAUUGACCCACCUUGGGAAAACAGCAGUGCCCAUCAGAAACGAAGAUAUAAAACAUUGCCCAACCGGACUUUCUUAUCUCUUCCCAUCAGGAAACUUACUCAUUCUGCAGGGGCCUUGGUAGCCUUAUGGGUCACCAACAGGGAGAAAUUGCGGAGUUUUGUUGAGAAAGAAUUAUUUCCAGCCUGGGGUGUAACAUAUAUGGCCAGCUUUCAUUGGUUGAAGGUGAAGGCAAAUGGGUUUUUGAUAGGCGAAUUGGAUCUCUUUCAUCACAGACCAUAUGAAUGCCUUCUUCUGGGUUUCUCUGGUGAGAAGGAGAUUAUUCAAGGAAGCCCCCAAUCGGAGGUACGAAUCGUCAGCAAUUACAGGGAUGUUAAUGAAAACUGAGGGAUAUCCUAGAGUUGCUGGUGGAGUAUCUGUCAGGAACAAAGCAUGUCCGUUGCAUCGAAUUGUUCUCUAGAGAACUAUUAGCUGGAUGGACUUCUUGGGGGAAUGAACCCCUUCUUUUUCAAGCUUCCAAAUAUUUCUUAUCAAUGGAGAAAUGAGAGAGAUCCACAUUAUGUCUCUCACGAAAUUUGCCCUUCGAUAGGGUUAUAGGGAUUGAUGUGGGUACAAAGUUUGUAGGUUACGCCAUUUCGGAGCAAGGGCUACCCAACCAAGUUAUUUAACCUCUCCGGUAGUACUAUAAUUUUUGUAUGUUUAUGCUAAACACACAAUUAUAAAAAAAUAAUUUUAUGCUAAACACAUUAUUAAUACAUAUUAUAGCACGUUCUACACCACGACGGAGGAUAUGGGCGUCAAAGACGAUGAUGUAGAGCGUGCUAUAAUAUUUAUUUUGAAUAAUAUAUUCGACAUUUUUGGGUGGAUUUUAUUGGAAGUGGAACCUGGGUUUGUUCUUGGGUAGAUUUUAUUGUUGUUCUUAACACCACUCAUCCUAGGUCUUACUUUUGGAUACAUUUUGCUAUAUUUUACUGGACUUGUUUUUGAUGUUGUAGUUCUCCAAUCAUUGCUGGGAGAGACUCUAGAGAUGCUUAUUCU
Cuscuta campestris is the source of this 2081-nucleotide messenger RNA. Lineage: Eukaryota; Viridiplantae; Streptophyta; Magnoliopsida; Solanales; Convolvulaceae. The record is from the annotation of a GenBank genome assembly.